UCGACGUCCUCUUCAAAGGACAUGCCGACGAAGGGCAAACCUACUCGCAGACGUCUGGAAAAAAAAAGGGGGGGGGGAAUUCUCGGAAUAAAUUCGCCAAUCGUGCCCACUUACUACUCAAGAAGCACUGGUGUCGGAAUAAACCUCGUACAGAGGAAAGGAAACUCUGAAAAAAUUAUUUGACAGGAAAAAAACAAAAUUCUCCAAACACGUUCAUUCGGUUCUGUUGCAGAUUAUUAGGGUUGUUAAUGUAUUCAAUUGAUCUCAUGGAUUUUCGAUGCAGUUUGACCAGUGAGAAGAAAGAAAAGUCUGUGAGACGAAGGUCAAUAAUCAGUGAACACGUUAUUAAUGCUUCUAAUGUCACUUUAUUAUUAAUGGAGUGCGAAUCGUAUAUUUAGUGGGUUAACGGGUAUUGCAAAAAUCGAAAAAACUACUUGAUUCUAUACCACAGCGUUCUACGCCAGACUAGCCCGAGAAACGCGUGGAGUCACUCGGCUCCCCAGAUCUGAACCCCUACUUUAGUCAAUCCUCUUUCCGCGUGCUGGUGGCGCCGGAAGCUGCCAUUGGAGGGCGCUUGAGGAGGAAACGGACAGCGUAAGAAAGACAGAACACGAAACAACUGUUCCGUUCGUAAUUACAAGACGCAGCAUUUUCCUGGUUAUUCGUCGUGAGCAUUCGGGCUGGACAAAAUUUAGUUCCCCCAUUCCAGAGCAGUGCUUCACUUUCAUUUAUCCAGACAAAUAAAUCAAUCCAAGAUGCCCAACAUCAAGCUUCAGAGUUCAGGCGGUGAGGUGUUCGAAGUUGACGUUGAAAUUGGCAAGUGCUCAGUGACGAUCAAGACUAUCUUUGAGGAUCUUGGUAUGGACGAGGAAGAGGUUGUGCCCCUACCAAAUGUUAACUCAGCCAUACUCAAGAAAGUUAUACAGUGGGCAACGUACCACAAGGACGACCCACCACCACCAGAGGACGACGAGAACAAAGAGAAAAGGACUGAUGACAUCAGUUUCUGGGACGCCGAUUUCUUAACGAGCAGCAUCCGUAAAAAUUCCACCAUCUUGAAUUUUCGAAUUUUCUCUGCUUGUCCAAAAUUUUGA
Messenger RNA from Diachasmimorpha longicaudata, 1094 nucleotides. RefSeq names its product S-phase kinase-associated protein 1-like. The transcript has 3 exons. NCBI's taxonomy places the organism in Eukaryota, Metazoa, Arthropoda, Insecta, Hymenoptera, Braconidae. The record is from RefSeq and is a predicted model, not a curated record. Bases 756 to 1094 code for a protein of 112 amino acids. Gene Ontology annotation, cellular component: nucleus; cytoplasm. Gene Ontology annotation, biological process: SCF-dependent proteasomal ubiquitin-dependent protein catabolic process. Gene Ontology annotation, molecular function: cullin family protein binding.